Messenger RNA from Mangifera indica (mango), 1374 nucleotides. Its product is annotated as anthocyanidin 3-O-glucosyltransferase 2-like. NCBI's taxonomy places the organism in Eukaryota, Viridiplantae, Streptophyta, Magnoliopsida, Sapindales, Anacardiaceae. Bases 1 to 1374 code for a protein of 457 amino acids. The transcript is spliced from 2 exons. The record is from RefSeq and is a predicted model, not a curated record. Gene Ontology annotation, molecular function: UDP-glycosyltransferase activity.
AUGAAGAAAGCUCAGCUUGUUUUCAUCCCUGCACCAGGAAUAGGCCACCUUCCUCCCCUUAUGGAGUUCGCAAAGCGCCUGUUACUUCGUGAUGAUCGUUUCUCCGUCACUGUGCUUCUCAUGGAUUCUCCGUUUGGCGGCUCUCUUUCCGUUGCAUACACCGAAUCACUUGCAGAAUCCAAUACUCCUAUAAGCUUCAUCAAUCUUCCUCCUCCUCAAGGCCUCUCUUCUUUUCAACCCGAGGUUCACAAAUUUGUCGAACAGUUUGUAAAAGAUUUUGUAGAUGCUCAUAAAGAUUCUGUUAAAGAAGACAUUGUGAAGAAUGUUCUUUCAAAUUCAAACGCAGCUCCACUUGCCGGUGCAGCUCAUCUUGGCCUUAUUUUAAGCCUUCCGGGUAGAAAUGAUAGGAUCGGCAAAGAAUUUGAUGAAUCUGAUGAUGAAUUUGUGUUCCAUACUUUUGUCAAUCCAUUACCGAGGAGAGUUUUGCCUUUAUCAACGUUCGAUUAUAAAAACGGCGGAUUCAAUGCUGUAAUGGUGAACCUUGGAAGAAUAUUUAUGCAGACUAAAGGUAUUAUUGUUAACACAUUUGAGCAGCUGGAAUCUCAUGCGAUUAAGAGUUUGAUGAAUGAUUUUGAUCAUGCGCCACCGCUUUAUGUAGUUGGGCCGUUGAUUGAUCUCAAGGGCGAGAGUAAUUUGUUAUUUUGGUAUGAGGCUCAAAAGGGUAAUGAGAUAAUGAAGUGGCUUGAUGAUCAACCUGAUUCAUCGAUUGUGUUUUUGUGCUUCGGAAGCAUGGGGAGUUUUGGUGAAGAACAAGUGAAGGAAAUCGCAUGUGGUUUGGAAAAAAGUGAGAUAAGAUUCUUGUGGUCUUUACGAAAGCCACCACCAAAGGAUAAAUUUGGUGAGCCUAGUGAUUACAGUAGUCGUGAUCUCCAGGAGGUGUUGCCAAACGGGUUUUUGGAGAGAACGAAGGAGAGGGGAAUGAUAUGCGGAUGGGUGCCGCAAAAGGCGGUUUUGGCUCAUAAAUCAGUUGGAGGGUUUGUGUCACAUUGCGGUUGGAAUUCAAUCUUGGAGAGCUUGUGGUUUGGUGUUCCAAUUGUGACAUGGCCAAUGUAUGCUGAGCAACAGAUUAAUGCAUUCCAUAUGAUGAAAGAUUUGGGACUGGCCGUGGAGUUGAAAUUGGAUUAUGCAAACACUAGAGAAGUUGUGUUAAGGGAUGAGAAAGAAAGGGCUAUAAAAUGUGUGAUGGAUAGUGAUAAUGAUGUGUGGAAGAAGGUGAAGGAGAAGAGUGAAAAGAGCAAAUUAGCAGUGAUAGAGGGCGGAUGUUCAUUUGGUGCAUAUGGACAAUUGAUUGAGGAUUUAUUAAUAAACAUGUAA